UCGGCAUUCAAUUUAUCCACCCAACCACCACCUAACAAUGCACACCCGUCACACACAUACACCUCACUAUUAUUAUUAACACAACACCCAAAAUUCCAUGCUAAACAAUUCUCUAUAUAAACACCCUUUCCUAGCUUCACUUAAACCCAUCCAAAAAUUCCUCAGCAACAAAAAUAUUUAUAUAUAUAAAAAAUAAAAUAGUAACUAAACCACCAAUUUAGUACAUUAUAUAAGUAAUAUCAAAUAGUUAACAUGGCCGGCCAAGUGAAGUCCCUCUACGCCGCCCUCAUCGCUGCCGUGCUGCUGGCGGCGGUCAUGCCCCCGCCAGCAGCGGCUUUAGGUUGUGGGACGGUGAUCAGUUAUUUGUCCCCUUGCCUCCCGUAUGUGACCGGCCGAGGCCCGAUUGGUAAGUGCUGCAAUGGGGUCAAGGGGCUCUACGCAGCCGCUAAAACCACCACGGACCGCCAGACGGUGUGCACCUGCCUUAAAAAUAUCGGGAGCUCGACUGGUGGAGUCAAUUACAACAAGGCCGCCGGGCUACCCAUUAGAUGCGGCGUCAAUCUUCCUUACAAGAUCAGCCCUUCCACCAACUGCAAGAGCUCGUUUAUUGAAAUUGAUUGGUUUGGUGAUUCGGUUAAUGGUGCAGGAUUAACUGAGUUCGCGAGGAGGAAACGCGCGGCGGAUACUGAAGUUGGGUUUGUAUGUCGAUCGAGCGAGCCGUAG
Molecule: messenger RNA, 723 nt
Organism: Striga asiatica
Lineage: Eukaryota; Viridiplantae; Streptophyta; Magnoliopsida; Lamiales; Orobanchaceae
Source: the annotation of a GenBank genome assembly